AAAACUUAAUUAAUUGAUCGUUCCAAUUGUUUAGGAAAAAAAAAACAGAGAGGAGACAACCAUGGAUCAUCAUCGAGGUAUGUGCUAUAUUUUACAUUUGUUAUUUUUACUAUUAUGUGUAGUCUAUUAUUUAUUCAUAAUAAUAAAAAGAGUAAAAGUUUCUAAUAUGUUUUUAUUUUUUUUAUUUUUUUAAGAUUGGCCAGGACUUCCGAAACAUAUUCUAGAAUUGAUUUUGGGGAAAGUGGAGACAUACAUAGAUUUUUCAAGAUUUAGUAGUGUGUGUGUCUCGUGGCAUUCUUUAGCCUUUAAAAACAAGUAUACUAAACAAAACAAAAUGUUGUCCCACCAUUACCUUCCAAUGCUUUUGGUUCCAAGUGAAGAAGAAGAAGGUAGAUGGAGUGUAUACAAUGUUAUUGAUACUCAUGAUCGCACCUAUAAUAAUAAUUUAAAGUUGAAGUCAUCUUUAUUAUAUGGCAAGUGUUUCAGCGGAUCUUCUUUAGGUUGGUUAGUGGUUGUGAAUGAAGACUACACUAUAACACUUUAUAAACCUUAUUAUUUUAUAUCAUCAUCAUCUUCAAACCCAAAAACUACUACCCAUGUAAACCUUCCGUGUUUGCUUCCUCGGCCUCUUUCUGAUUAUGAUGAUAUUUUAGAAGAAGAUUUUUAUGAUGUUGAUGUUGACGAUGAUGAUCCAGAAGAAUUUUAUUAUGAAGGAAGCGAGUAUCACGUAAGCAAGGUUUUAAUUACAGCUAGCCCAUUAACCAAUAAUAAAAAUAACAUUAUUCCAAACGAUGAGUGUAUUGUUGUUGUGAUAUAUGGACACAUGUGUGAAUUGGCUUGCAUUAGAUAUGGGAAAGACACAACAUGGACAAAGAUUAUAGAUGAGAAAUUUCCUAAGGGAUUUGAAGAUGUCGCGCAUUAUAAAGGCAAGUUCUAUGUUCUUACAUUCGAUGGAGCGCUUGUAUCUUUUCAAUACCCAAAUCUAAAUACUGGAAUAACAACUUAUAUGGAGUUUGUUGCCCCAAAUAUUCGUAGCCUCGAAGGGAUUUCAAGAAGGUAUCUUGUGGUAUCAUCAUGUAGUGGAGAGUUAUUGAGUGUUGAAAGGUAUAUUUUUUUAAAUGAAGAUGGUUAUGAACGCAUUACCAAAAAUUUUAGGGUUUUAAAACUCGAUUUGGAUGUGGAUGGGAAUGGAGGUGGUAAGUGGUUAGAAAAGAAAAGUCUUGGUGAUAUAGCUUUAUUUCUUGGUGACAAUUCAAGUAUUGCGGUCUUGGCUUCUGAGUUCAAUAUUCAACCAAAUUGUAUAUAUUUUACUCAUGAUCAUAUUGGUCUGGCCACUAAAACCACUCGUAAUUGUGAUUUAGGAGUAUACAACCUCGAAAAUCAAACUUUCAAGUUCAACUAUAAUUUACCCUCAACUAUAUUCCACAUGAUUUGCAAGCGACAUCCAAUUUGGAUUGAACCACCUAUCUCAUCAAUUAAUUUUUAAUUAGUUAUAAGUUACUUUUUUUUUUUUGAAAGCAGUUAUAAGUUACUUAAUUGUAACGUUUGCCACUUUCUUAGAUUAAUGCACAUUCAUUUAAUAUAUUUCUUAAUUUUUUUUAAUUAAACUUAAUCUUUCUUAAUACAGUAUUUUUGAAAAGAUUUCCGUGUGACAGUAUUAUUGUAAAAGUUAACCCAAAUUCUAGUAUUUUUGUAAGUUUUUUUUUUCUAAAAAAAAAAUAUUUUUAUGGGUUUUACUUUUUUAUAGUUUUUAUUUUUUUUUAAAAAAAAAAUGACGUUUUUCGGAAGCUUAUAUAAAUAACAUAGUACAAAUAAUGCAACAUAAAAAAAAAACACCAACAACAACAUAAACAUAUAAAAUAACAAUUCAUAUUUUUGUAAAAAAAUAAAAUUUCACAAGUCUAUAAUUUAUUUUU
Cannabis sativa is the source of this 1916-nucleotide messenger RNA. RefSeq lists its product as uncharacterized. NCBI's taxonomy places the organism in Eukaryota, Viridiplantae, Streptophyta, Magnoliopsida, Rosales, Cannabaceae. The record is from RefSeq and is a predicted model, not a curated record. The transcript has a single exon. Bases 335 to 1486 code for a protein of 383 amino acids.